UUACACUUGUGGGUUUAGUUUGGCGCACAUACCGUAAUAAUAAAAUACAGGUACUCCAAGAAUUUUGGAAUAGAAAUAAUACUGUCUAAUGAAAAAACUUUUAAAAAAAUAACCCCUUUCAGCAUAAAACAUUUUUUACUUCGUCCCUCCAAUUCCUUCGAGUUUCUGCAACAAGUCAGUUCAUGAUGUAUGGACCUCCUGGUGUUCAAUAAGGAAUCAGUGAAACCUGCACGGAAAUAGCAUGACGUGAGCAGCUCGGUGUCAUGUGUUUUUCUGCAUGUUAAAUACCAAGGCAAGGGUCGGGCUCCACUCCAAAACGCCCGGCUGGAGCUAAACAUUUCAGUACACUAAGGAAAGUCCUUAUAGGCAGCCACUCAUAAAAUCUGCGGUGCAUAUUGUACUUUUAAAAACAGCAUGGUCUCUAUCAUGUAUUAGGAUGUCAAAGACAAUGGCAAGCAUAGUAGUAUAUACGCCCAUCCAAAUGGAAUAUAGAAAAUGAGAGGAACGACCGCAUGGCAGGGAACAACGCAGUAGCCGCAGUUACCCGCGGUACUUCUGGAGUCGGUGCGAGUCACUCCUGAGAACUGAACUGGAAAGAAAGUGAAGCGAAGUGCGUAAGACAGUAUGGAGAGACACGGCGCGCCAGUAACCUGCUGACAAUACAGAGUACCAUGGACAGCGUUUAAAAACGUAAAGCUGUGUUUUCUCUCACAAACUUUGGCCCUCAAAUCCUCGGACAUCCUACUUCCAAGCCAGACCCCAUGACCAACAGAUCCAUAGCGAAGAUGACAUCAGUGGAGCUGCCCUCUAUCACAGGUGGCUUCAACCAUUCUGCUGGCUCUAUGGGGAAUAACUCACUGGGUAAUUACACCAGCCUUCAGGGAGAGAGUAUCAUCGUGGUGUCAAUGAUCUCUCUGACUGUGUUUGUUGUUGGCUUGCUGGGGAAUAUGCUGGCCAUCUACGUCGUCCUACGCUACGCCAAGAUGAAAACCGUCACCAAUUUGUACAUCCUCAACCUCUCGGUGGCCGACGAGCUCUACGUCCUUGGACUGCCUUUCCUCACCACCCAGAAUGUUCUGUCCUACUGGCCCUUUGGGUCGUUCCUGUGCCGUGUGGUCAUGACAACCGACUCCAUCAACCAGUUUACGGGCAUCUUCUCCCUGACCGUGAUGAGCAUUGACCGCUACCUUGCGGUGGUUCACCCCAUCAGGAGUGCAAAUUGGCGAAGGCCACAGUUAGCUAAGGUUAUCAACGGCUUGGUGUGGCUGCUGUCCAUCUUGGUGGUACUUCCUGUUAUCAUCUACGCUGAUGUCCAGGAAGACUUCGACACCUGUAAUAUAAGCUGGCCAGAGCCUCACAAUUUUUGGUCAACUGCCUUCAUCCUCUACACAGCCGUCCUGGGCUUCCUUGGCCCCCUGCUGGUCAUCAGCUUUUGCUACAUCCUCAUCAUCAUUAAGAUCCGGUCUGUGGGGGCUCGUGCUGGGCUGACCAGCAGACGCAGGUCCGAACGCAAAGUGACGCGAAUGGUAGUGAUCAUGGUGCUGGUGUUUCUGUUCUGCUGGAUGCCCUUUUACGUCACCAACAUGGUCAACCUUGUUAUCAUUCUCCCUGGGAGCAGUUUCACAGCGGGUCUCUACUUCUUCACCGUGAUCCUGACCUACGUCAACAGCUGCGCCAACCCAGUGCUGUACGGCUUCCUCUCUGACAACUUUAAGCAGAGUUUCCUCAAGGUCCUCUGCAUACACAGGGUCCCUGGGGUUCAGUCCAACAACCCAGGGAGACCCCAUCUGCGAAGGGCCAACACCAACAACUCCUUGGUGCUCCUGAACAGCAACGGAUUCAAUGGACACCAGCGGAAUUGCCAGGGCAUCCAGAUGGAGACGUGUUUUAAUGCGAAAUCAGAACCCCAGACACUGUAGAAGCUGAACUGCUGGCUGGACCCCUUACACAGUCACUAAGGGUGAACUUUGACCCUUUGAAGUAACAAAAGGACAAAUCCAAAGGGAUCGAAGAGUGAGGAAAACCAGUCGAAGGCUCUAAUCAAUGAACACAGGGUCUCCUGUUGCUAACCAGUGAGCACAGGGUCUCCUGUCGCUAACCAGUGAGCACAGGGUCUCCUGCUGCUAACCAGUAAGCACAGGGUCUCCUGUCGCUAACCAGUGAACACAGGGCCUCCUGUCGUUAACUAGUGAGCACAGGGUCUCCUGCCGCUAAUCAAUGAGCACAGGGUUUCCUGUAGCUAACCAAGGAGCACAGGGUCUCCUGCCACUAACCAAUGAGCACAGGGUCUCCUGCGGCCCAUGUCAUCGUCAGCUUCUUCUGGAAUUUUCCAUUACUCAUUUUGUGAGAUAUGCCAGGAUAUGUUGUUAUGUUAUUACGAUUUCUUGGUUGGUAAUGGCUCACUGUGCUCUGUGAGGGCUGUCAUGCUUCAAUCUAAGACUGCUGCUGUAAAAGCUUUGGUUUGCUUAUGACGUCUGGUACCAUAUUCCGGUAUCUGAACUGGAGGGACACUUUCCCCAGCUUCUGUUUCCCCGUCAAGCCAAGCAGAAGAUCAUUGAGAAAGGUCUCCCAGGUCACUCCCAAAAUGAGGACAGGGAAUUGCAAAGAGCAUGGACCAUGCUGAAGCCCCAUUCCAAGGAAAAGUGCCAAUUUGAGUCUAUUCCCACAGUCUUGGAGGAGAGGCCCUGUUACUCCCUCCAAUAAACAUGCAUGCUGAUGCAGGGCACGUGCCAACCUCUAGGGGCAGCAGGUAGCCAUUAUUGAGGAGGACCUUUUGGAUGGCUGGACUGGCUUUGCUGCUGGGCACCGUAACCUGCCAGAGCCUCACCCUUCCUGCUUCCUAUUCCCUGAACCUCUUCCUUUGGACAUCUGCACAGGACAGGGUAGAGCUUCCUGCUUUUCCAUGCGGCUUUCACCUCGUAUUAUAAUUGUAUUUUUUGGUAGGAGACUUGUUGAGCAUUUUUUGAUGCCUAAUGUAAUAACGUAGGACCUUAGAAACCCGGGUUUUCAUGCCGCCUGCAUCUUUGGAGCACCUGCCAGCUCUGGGACUGAGCUGCUGCCACAGUGUAUAAUGACUCUCUGUGACCUGCUUCUGUUGCAAUGUUACUACUGUGAACAAAAUAUGUUACUGAAUUUUAUAUUAUAUAAUCAUUAAUAACCGGUAAGCUAUUGUAUGCUUCAGUUUAAAUAAAAUCUCCCCAGGGGCCACCUGUGAGAUAAAA
Messenger RNA from Brienomyrus brachyistius, 3221 nucleotides. RefSeq names its product somatostatin receptor type 5-like. The transcript has 3 exons. Gene Ontology annotation, biological process: neuropeptide signaling pathway; cellular response to glucocorticoid stimulus; regulation of insulin secretion. Bases 762 to 1919 code for a protein of 385 amino acids. Gene Ontology annotation, molecular function: somatostatin receptor activity; neuropeptide binding. The record is from RefSeq and is a predicted model, not a curated record. Gene Ontology annotation, cellular component: membrane; neuron projection. Lineage: Eukaryota; Metazoa; Chordata; Actinopteri; Osteoglossiformes; Mormyridae.